UUUGUGUGUGUAUGCAUGUGUGGGGGGGGGUCUACUUUAGUGGCUGAGUGUCUCUCUGGUGGCUACAGUCCACAGAGACACAGCCAACAUGGGUCCGUGGAUGCUUCACAGCAUUUUAUUUCUCCUGCUUGUCUGUAAAUCCAACGGACAGAUGGACUUUAUGAGAAGACGCCACUGGGAACACAGAUUUACACCAUUUGACAGAUAUCAUCCAUUCCUUGAGAAUCCAGAUGUAAAAGACACAGUUCAAGCUACACCAAGGUUCACCCUACUGGCUCCAGACCUGCUGAGGACAGACAGCCAGGAGAACAUCUACCUGCAGGCUGAUGGCCAGUCCAGUCCCAUUACCGUCUCCAUCUCCAUUCAGGACUUCAGUAAGAUGGCCACGCUUCUCCAGGACUCUGUCACUCUAAACCCGGACAACGGCUUCCAAGCUCUCAAGACUUUACAGCUUUCUUCGGAUCAUUUGAAUCGCGAUGAGAAAAAGAAAAAGUUUGUGUACCUGAAGGUGAACUUUGGCAGCCUCCACUCAGAGGAGAGGUUACUGAUGGUGUCGUUUCACUCUGGAUACAUCUUCAUCCAGACAGACAAACCCAUCUACAACCCUGGAGACACCGUUCAGUUCAGAGCCUUUGUGUCGUCUCCUUCCUUUAAGGCCUUUGACACUUCCAUCACAAUGGAUUUUAAGAAUCCAGACGGUGUUGUAGUUAAACAGAUACUCAGGAUGAGAGCCAUCAAUGGCAUCUUUGCGAACAAGUUCCCUCUCUCUGAAAUUGUUAGUGAAGGAACAUGGACGGUGAUUGCAAAGUUCGACGAUUGGCAGCAGAACACCUUCACCUCGCAGUUUGAAGUGAAGAAAUACGUGCUUCCUGCUUUUAACGUUACCUUGACACCCAGGAAGUCCUAUCUCGACCUGGACGACAGUGAGCUGGAAGUAGAGGUCUCGGCCAGGUACCUGUAUGGGGAACCGGUCCAGGGAACGGCCUAUGUGGUGUUUGGAGUGAAGAUCAACACAGAGAUGACACGGCUUCCUUCAGUGAAGCAGGUGUCAGAUCUGGAUGGAGGUGUCGUCAGGCUCAGCAUGGAGGAGAUCAAGAGAGCGUACCCCGACAUUAGGUCCUUGGUGGGAAAUUCAGUGUACGUCAAGGCCUCUGUGCUCACCAAGACAGGCAGUGACCUGGUUGAAGCCGAAAAGAGCGGGAUAAAAAUCGUGGAGUCUCCGUAUGUCCUAUCCUUCAAAAUACCAAAGUACUUCAAGCCUGGCCUUCCCUUUGACUUUACAAUCCAGGUGAGCCACCACGAUGGUUCCCCGGCCCACAAUGUUGAGGUCAAGGUGAACUUGUUGGAUGCUCCGCUGGUCGUCACCUUCGGAACUGCCAGAGCCACCAUCAACAUGCCCGCCAGGCAACACCCUCAAAUUAUUACUGCUGAGACCACAAAGGCUGGUCUGAGACCAGACCAACAGGCCAAAAACAAGGUGCUUGUUCUACCGUACCAGAGCUUCAACCGGCGCCGAGCGAACUAUCUGUACAUCUCCAUGGGGACCAACACGGCGUCUGUUGGAGACAUUCUGUCCGUGAAGUUGACCAUCAGUGCAGCUGAGUCGACAAACAGAGGCGCCAUCAAACACAUCACCUACCUGGUGCUCAGCAAAGGCAAAAUCAUAAACGCCGGACGUGUGGAUGUGACUGGUCAAUUGUUGACUGCCGUUGCGCUGGUGGUCAAACCGGAGAUGAUGCCAUCAUUCCGUUUUGUGGCUUUCUACAGCAUCCCCUGGGUGGGGCGUGAAGAGGUGGUGUCAGACUCUAUCUGGGUGGAUGUGGUAGAUUCCUGUGUUGGAGGGUUGAAAGUUGGGCCAGUGGACGGCAUUCAUCGAGACUAUGCCCCUGGGAAGAAAUUUCGUUUUCAGGUCAGAGGUGACCCGGGGGCAAACGUCAGCCUUGUGGCUGUGGACAACGCUGUCUACCUGCUCAACAAAGACAGGCUCACACAGAGAAAGAUGUGGAACGUGGUGGAGCACGGAGACUUUGGCUGCACCCGCGGGGGGGGCCAAGACGCCAAGGGGGUGUUCAGAGAUGCCGGACUUCUCUUUUCUUCCAGUGCCGGAUACAAAACUGGAACCAGAGAAGCCCUGCAGUGUCGCAGCAGUACCAGGAGGAGGCGCUCUGCUGAGCUGCUAAAGCGUAAAGCUCAGCUGGAGAGUCUCUACAAGGAAAAGCUGCAGCAUCGUUGCUGUAAGGACGGCCUUAGGGAGAUCCCCAUGCCCUACUCUUGCACACGCCGGUCCCUCUACAUCACCGAGGGCUGGGAGUGUAUCCGGGCCUUCAGAUACUGCUGUGCCACUUACAGGGACCAGCUGUUUGACACUGAGGUUCCCACCACCCCACCACCCAUCACCACAACACCCCCCACAACCAGCGCGCCACCCAGACCCACUUUUUCCUUUCGCUUUACUUCAGUGGGCCUCAGUCCAAGGCGUCAUAACAGAGUUUAUUCCAGCCCAGGCUUAGUAUCAAUACAAUCAAGUGGGCGCAUGACCAAUGAAAAUAAAGACUACAUGAUGGAAAGACAUAUGGUGGAGGGGCAGGCAGCACCAGAGGAGGAGGAGGAGGAAGAUGAAGAGGAAGAGGAAGAGGGGGAGUACCUGGAUGAGAGUCAGGUGUAUCUGCGUUUCAAGUUCUACGAGUCGUGGCUGUGGACGAUUGUGAACCUGCCGAGCACAGCAGACACAGACGGCUUGGCGACUGUGAACAUGGAGAACCCUUUACCUGACAGCAUCACAGAGUGGGGAGUUCUGGCCAUUAGUGCUUCGCCUCACACAGGUUUCUGUGUGGCCGAGCCAUACAACGUCAGAGCGUGGAAGCAUUUCUUUGUGGACCUGAGGCUGCCGCAUUCAGUGGCGAGGAAUGAACAGGUCGAGAUCAAAGCUGUGAUCCACAACUACGGCUCCGACGACCUGCAUGUGAGGGUGGUGCUGAUGAAGACGCAGGACAUGUGCAGCAUCGCCUUUAAGGACAGACACACACAGGAAGUGAUGUUGCCGGCCGGCACUUCCAAGGCGGUGCCUUACACCAUCGUGCCGCUGGUGGUGGGGAAACUUCCUCUAGAGGUGCUGGUGGUCGGCAGAGACAUGAUGGGAGGAGACCACAUCCAGAAGUUUCUACGAGUGGUGCUGGAUGGAGUGCAGAAGACUGAAGUGCGGAGUUCAGUGUUGAAUCCGUCUGCUGAAGGAGGAACACAGACGGUUCGUGUGGAGAGGAUCAAGCUGGAGUCAGUCGUGCCAAACUCUGUCCCGGAGACAUUCAUCAAUGUCAGAGGCAACGUGUUGGCAGACAGCAUCGAUAACUCCAUCAGUGAUGACUCUCUGGCAUCUCUGAUCCAGAUGCCCGGCGGCUGCGUGGAGCAGAACUUGGCCAGAAUCACUCUGCCGCUCAUCGCCACUCUUUACCUGGAGCGAACCAACGACUGGGAGAGCGUGGGGGUGCAGCGCAAGGCUGAGGCUAUCCGAUACAUCAGGAGAGGCUAUGAGAACCAGCUGGCGUACAGAAAGCCUGAUGGCUCUUACCCCCCCUACAGGCGUGAAGGUGCAAGCACAUGGAUCACAGCAUACGUGGUGAAGGUGUUCUCCAUGGCUCACUCUAUCAUCGGCAUCAACGAGCAGCAAGUGUGCGACCCUCUGAUCUACCUGGUGAAGAACAAACACCGCUUAGUUCCGGGAAAGUUUGUGGAGGACAACCCUGUUUACAGCACUACCAUGACUGGCGGACUCAGAGGCGACGACCCUGAAACAACCCUGACAGCCUUCGUCCUCAUAGCGCUCGCUGAGUCCAAGCAGGCGGGGAUCCGCUGCGCGAGUGCAGAUGUAAACUUGGAUAUGAUCAUUGAAAGGACAGCCAAGUACCUGAUGAAAGCACUGCUUUUGCCGGGGAGGAGGCCGUACACUGUGGCCAUCGCCUCCUACGCCCUGGCUCUGGUGGAGAAGGAUCGUUUCAGCCUGACGUGGUUACUCAGAGCAGCAGCUCCAGGUGGCAGUCACUGGCCCGACAGUCAUAAUGACUUGUUCACCCUGGAGGCAACCGGCUACGCCUUGCUGGCUCUGGUGAAGUUGGGAAACAUGGAGCAAGCAGCAGUAGCGUUCAAAUGGCUGAACAGCCAGCGACGAAGAGGCGGCGGCUUCGGUUCCACUCAGUCCACCAUGGUGGUGCUCCAAGCGCUGUCAGAGUACCAGAUCAACAAACCCCCUCCCGGCGACCUCAGUCUGGAUGUGGACGUCAGGAUUGCGGGUCGCAAGGAAAUCCGUUACCAUUUCAACCCCAGCACCACCUACGCUGCUCGCUCCUCCAGGCUGCCUGCAAAUCUUGAUCUUGAGGUGGAGGCUCGAGGGAACGGACAGGGGAUCCUGGAGGUUGUGACCUAUUACAACCAAGUGCAUGAGGUGGAUGAGAAAAGACCCUGUGAACACUUUGAGCUCAACGUCACCAUUGAAGAAUCCAGUGAGAAGCCUCCAGCAGAUGCAGAGAAGUCCUACCAGAUCACCAUCAAAGUGAGAGCGCUGGGACCCAGAGACGUGAGGAUGGUCGUCCUGGACGUCAGUCUGCCCACCGGCUUCACCCCAGAAAACUCAGACCUGGAGAUGUUGUUGAACUCAGUCGACCGUUACAUCAAUAACUUCCAGAUUGUUGAUAACCUGAGUGACAGAGGCUCCCUGAUCAUCCACCUCUUCAAGGUGUCCCACAAAGAGCCAGAGAUCCUGAUCUUCAGGCUCCAGCAGAGCUUUAAAGUCGGCCUCCUCCAGCCAUCCUCUGUUACUGUCUAUGAGUACUACAGCCCAGAUCGUCGCUGCAGUCGCACCUACACUCCCAGAGAGGACAAGGAGGAGCUCACUCAGAUCUGCAGAGACAACGUCUGCCGCUGCACACAGGGUGACUGCUGCUUCCCCAAAGCCGACAGUGAAAGUUUCUCCACCGGUGUCAGAGAGACGUUUGCCUGCAAGAGUUUACACCAUGUUUUCCGGGUGAAGGUGCUGAGUGUCAGCCAGAGUUACUAUGACAAAUACGAGAUGGAGAUCACACAAGUGAUCAAACUGGGUGUGGAGGCUGGAGUGAAGGUCGGUCAGGAGAGGAUGUUCAUGUCUCACGGAGGAUGCAGAGAGGGACUCAACCUGACGCCAGGCUCCCAGUACCUCAUCAUCGGCCCCAAAGAAGACCAGUGGAACAUUGACAGCGACACAAACAGAUUCAUCUACAUGUUGGGGAAGGACACGUGGGUGGAGCGCUGGCCCUCGUCUGCAGAGUGCUCCACCAGUCCGAGCCUGGGGGCUAAAUGCAAAGGUCUCCAGGAUGCUGCACAGGAACUGUCCACCAACGGCUGCAGGCUGUAGCUGUGUCUCGUUUCAGUCAGAACUUCUUUUGUUUUCCUCGCAACAAAAUUAAAUUGACUUCUGAACUAAAUUCUGUUUAUGAUCACAGGCAUUAGGGGGAAGUGUUGUGAAGCUAAAUUAGUAUUUUAUUCAUUCUUUGUUUGUGUUGAUUCUGUAUUUGUUGAAUCAAAGACGUAUAUUAUAUGUGUAGUUUCCUGCUGUAAUAAACAAAUCACUUGAUUUGAAUACCAGUC
Molecule: messenger RNA, 5613 nt
Organism: Paralichthys olivaceus (Japanese flounder)
Lineage: Eukaryota; Metazoa; Chordata; Actinopteri; Pleuronectiformes; Paralichthyidae
Product: complement C3-like
Cellular component (GO): extracellular region
Molecular function (GO): protein binding; endopeptidase inhibitor activity
Source: RefSeq, a predicted model, not a curated record